AUGGGAUGGUCGAAAGCCUCGAGUCCCGAACUCGCGAAGCCGGUUGUCGAACCUCGAGCCAACCCCCAACGUGCGCCUUUGGUUGACGAGUUCUCCUUCCAGAAUUAUCUGGACACUGAGCAUGAGGUCCGACUGGUUGAGCCCUCUUCAGCUGCCAGAGUCGCUCCGAAGAAUCCUGCCGCUCACGCCGUCGAAGAACGUCCGGAAUCGUCCUCCGAUUCGGUCAGAAAGGCUUCGGAACAACUGUCCAGCCGUGUCGGAGAACUCGGUCUAAGUCAUUGGGAAGGACCAGGCGGAUCUCGGACCAGAAGAGGAGCUGCACCAGCUCAAUCUGCCGCAGUGACACUCCCUCAUCCUCUUCAGAACUCGCUUCAGGACGUCGCCGUGCGCCAACACGACCACAUGUCGAAACGCCAGAGAAACGAACUGGCUGGAGCUGAACCCGCUACGACUUGGGGUCAUGCUCACAGAGCUGCGCUCGCUCCACAAGCCGGGACGACUUCAAAUGAGAAUUUCAACUUCCAUCAACGAGGACAGAAUAUGGCCGGCGCUCCUGCUCCACAAGCCGAACUGGCCGGGACGUCUUCAAACGAGAAUUUCAACUUCUACCAACAAGGACAAAACGUUGCCGGAGCUCCUGCUCCACAAGCCGAACUGGCCGGGACGUCUUCAAACGAAAAUUUCAACUUCUACCAACAAGGACAAAACGUUGCCGGAGCUCCUGCUCCCCAAGCCCAGCUGACCGGGACGUCAUCUAACGAUCACUUCAACAUCCAUCAGCGAGGACAAAAUGUGGCUCAGAAAGUCAGAAACUCAGCCGAUGUUCUUCAUCAGAACCGAACUCCGACCUCAGCUCUUGCUCGGGCCCAACUUCACCAUCAAACUUCAAAUGCCCUGGCCGAAACGUCUGCGAAUCGCCAAAUGGCCGCUGAAGCCAUCCCUGCUCAUCAGCAUGGACAAAAUGUUGCCAACGAUCCCCGCCGUGCAUAUGAGGCUAUGCAAAGACUUCAGACGGCGGCUCGUGCUUCUGCCGACAACUCCGCCUUUUGGGAAGAGCCUCCUCAGAAGCGACAGCGAUUCUCCGAUCACGUUCCAGCCGUAGCUCAAGGUCCAGGAAGCUCAUCUCCUUGGAACAUGGCUCCGAACAAUGCGACCCAUGCUGCAGUUCAUCACAACGCCGCCUACGCCCAUCAUUACCGUCAGGACGUUCCGAAUCAUGCUCCAGCCCAGGGAGAUCUUCAAAAUCACUGGAAUGGGGCUCCAACUGGCCAGACGGACCCGAUGAUCUCCAACUCCCAGAAUGGACUACCGACUGGACAACAUCAAAGAACUGAUGUGUUCGAACGCUACAUGCACGAGAAUCAGCCGUUCGACUCCUCGGCCACGGCAGCUGCUCCAGCUCAACCAGUUGCCGAGCCUCAACAGCCGACCGUCGGGGAUUUCUUCGAACAAAAUCCUCCGAAUCCUGCUCAAAUUUGGAAUUAUCCUCAAUACUAUCAAAACUUUCCUUACAGGUGA
This is a messenger RNA of Caenorhabditis auriculariae, 1518 nucleotides long. NCBI's taxonomy places the organism in Eukaryota, Metazoa, Nematoda, Chromadorea, Rhabditida, Rhabditidae. The record is from the annotation of a GenBank genome assembly.